Molecule: messenger RNA, 1750 nt
Organism: Parasteatoda tepidariorum (common house spider)
Lineage: Eukaryota; Metazoa; Arthropoda; Arachnida; Araneae; Theridiidae
Source: RefSeq, a predicted model, not a curated record
AGUCUAAAACUUAUCUUCUUAAAAGUGUUGUUUCUUUUAGCAGAUUUAAAUUUUGAUUUCGAUUGUGCUAGUUAUUUAGUUAUAAGUUUCAGAAAAAUAAUUAAUAUUUUAUUAAGUGCAUUAAACCUUAGUUUUCAUUUCAAUUUUUCGUCGGUUUAUUCUAAAAUCUGUGUAGCUGUUUUCUUUCUGGUUUUAGUUAGAUUACAUGAUAUGAAAGUCCAUAACUUGUUUAAAGCACAAAAUUAAGUGCUUUAAACAAUGAUACUAGUAAAAGUCACUCAUAAUAAAAUGAAAAUCAAUCAAUUUUAAUCUAUGGUGUAAACCUGAUAUAGAAAAAUUAUUUAGUUUUUAAAGUUUGGUUAAUUUGAUUUCACUGGACAGAUCAUCAUUUUUGUCUACUGUCAUAAUUUUAGUUUUCGAGAAAAAGAAUUUAUAAUAUAUAUCAUGCCAAGAGUUUGCUUUGUACCUGGAUGCAAAACAGGUUAUGUGAGUGAAAGGAGAAAAUCUGCUCGAACAUUUUCUCUGUUUAAAUCACCAAAGGAUCCUGCUGUCUUUGAAAUUUGGAAAAGAUCUAUACCUCGAGCUGACAAAAAAUUAAGAAAUGUUGAUUUCGUCUGUGCUAAACACUUUAAAGAAGAUGACAUUGAAAGGUUUUAUGAAACAAAAAUGCCUGAUGGAAGCAUUUUCCGACUUAAACGUGGUAUGCCAAGGCUUAAACCGAGUGCCAUUCCUUGCCUUUUUCCCGAUAUUCCAGGGCAUUCUUCCUAUAAACCAAAGGAAUUUAAGAGUCCUAAAACCAAGAAGAAAAAGUUGAAAAAAACGAGGCUGACGAAGACCGUUUCUCCAUCAUCUCUUUCUCCUCUAAAAAAACAAAAAUUUGGAAAAUUGAAAACUUCCCUUUCAGAAGAGGAAACUAAACAAAAGAAAGAAUCUUCAAUUCAGUUAGGAAAAGAAAAUAUCUUAUUUGAAGGCAUAGUUUUUCAUCCUAUUGCACAGAAUCUUCCAGUACAGCAGACUAUGUUUUUAAGAGAAGAUGCUGAAAAUGAAAUGAAUUUCACACCUUUACAAAACUGCUCAAUUAAUGACUCUGAAUCUUCUACAGUAGAUGACCUUGAAAAGGAACAUUCUGUUCCAAGUUUAUACGAAGUUAUUCUAAAUGAAUCAAACGUAAUUAUUCCAAAGUCUGUCGUAGAGGAACAAUUUUCCUUUAAUUUUUUAAAGAUAAAUGUAAAUAUGAUUGACACACUGAAUUCUUGGUGGAAAGUGAAUGUUCUAGAUGAUUUUAUUUCUUUUAUCCGUUGGAUGCCUGAUUAUACGGUUGAAAGGAAAAUAGUGAUUACUAGAGAUCUAGCUGUAAAAGGAGAGAAAUUGUGAUGGUUUUUUGCAAGGUGUCUUUCAGUGUAAAAAACAUAAUUUGUGCCUUGGCUGUAUAAAGUGGGAGAGGGAACAAAAAAAACUUCUAAUGAAACCUGUAAAACUCCCCAAUAAUCUUGUAGAGCUUAUAAGAUUUAACAUGAAUGAAUAGUUUUCAUAAAAAUAUUAUUUUUAAGAAUUAAACUUGUUGAAUGCAUAAUACUUCAUAUUUUAUUGUUGACUUACAUUGUUUAAGUUAUUCUAGAAAAUUUUAUUUUGGAUUAUUUACUCUAGAAAUUAUUUCAUCUAAAAAAAACUGUAAUUGUUGAUAUUAUUUGGCACUUGAAAUUUAUGUACAAAGAUAAAAAAAUAUUUAAUGAAAUUAUUUUUAAAGAGA